Diaporthe amygdali is the source of this 1296-nucleotide messenger RNA. RefSeq lists its product as uncharacterized. The coding region runs from base 1 to 1296 and encodes 431 amino acids. The transcript has a single exon. The record is from RefSeq and is a predicted model, not a curated record. Lineage: Eukaryota; Fungi; Ascomycota; Sordariomycetes; Diaporthales; Diaporthaceae.
AUGUUUGGAACAAAGACCCUGAGCUCCCUCAAGGAUUUCCUCCCACAGAUUCAUCAGCCUCUACCUCUGAAUCGACGUGAAUCCCAGCUACUGCUCAAGACCCUGACCACCUCCUUCCGGAAUAACCUCGACAAGGAACAUGGCUACUGGAACGAGAACACCUCUACCGUUUCCUUGAAGGCUGCCAAACACGCUUCGACUACGGCUUCGGCUUCGGCUUCGUCCUCCGGCCCUCACGACCCUCACCACCGACCAAUCGAUCGCCACGUGCGAGCCAUCCUCUCAAACCCUCUCUUCAGCUAUGACCGUGCCGCCCACAACACUCGCCCCGCCCCCGAGCGGGAUCCUAUGGAUGUGUUUGACGAGGCUGUGGCUAAGGGUCUAAUGAACCCUCAACGCGCUGCAGGCGUGCUGAAGGCGAAGAGGCACUCCAUCACGCAGUCUUCUACCAUCUCGGUGAACGAAACCGUGGCUAGCUCCGGCACGGCCCGGCGUGUGCUCCAAUGGCUCCGCUCUCACGGCCUUGAACGUGACCUGUCCUUCGUCAGCUGCACCCCUCUGAUCGCGUACUUGACGCAGUUCAUGGUUGAGGAGGGCCUGGAGGAGAUCGCAUGGGCCUGGCUGGAAAGGCUGAUGAGUGGUGAAGGACCCGACUCGGCCGGCUGGAAAUCACCAUCGCCCGCAGCUUACAUCCUCGACAGCCUAGUACGGGCCAAAGCCCUCUACGGCAACAGCCUGGACGGAGGCUAUGCUUGUAUGAUUCGAGCCCAACAGAUGUUCAACAGCAAGCCCACCUUCGAUACUGACGUCAUCUCCGCAUGGCGGGCGCUGUCGUGGUGGUCCACCGUUUCCGCCUGGCAACGUUCUCAGCCGUCGGAGGCCCUGUUCGAUGCAUUUGCCGCCUUGGGCAGGCAGCUGGAGAGGUCCAAGACGACUUUCCUCGUCGACCGAGCCCACCUCGACCUACACCACCCCACCCACCCAGACGCAAAUCUCUCGAUUGGGUACUUGGAAUCGUGCUCACUCCAGACUCUUCUGGACCAGGAAAAGCAGGAAGAUCAGCAAGCUUUUCAGACUUGCAGCCACACGAGGAAAUAUAACGCGAUCGUCAAGCGAGUCGCCCUGAUGGGCAUAGAUACUGUCAACCAUCUAUCUCGCGUCGGCCGGGAGGAAGAGGCCGACUGGGUUGGUAAUCUGCUGACGGACAGAUUUGGCCUCACCUUAGUAGCAGCGUUCAAACCUAGCCUGCUAGGAACUGACGUGCGGGCCUCUCAGCACUCCAUACCCGCAGGCUGA